AUGCGCUGUUCGAAGCGGGACAGUAGAAAGUGCGAGCGAGUUGAAACAUGGAAAAAGCAGCCGCAGCUCAAAAGGCCCGUCGCUGACAGGACCGCCGCCGACGCUGAAGCUUUCAACGAGAAAGCCAAGUACACCGUCGGCCUCGACUCGUCCCGAGCACACGCUCAAACGUCGAGCAGCGUCAACCAUCAUGCCGCCGAUCGUCUCGCUCGCAUCCAAGCCGAGACGCUCCACCGUUUCGGUGUUGCCUCGUCCUCCUCCUCAGACGUUGAACGUCGCGCUGGCAUCUCGCUCAAAUCCAUCCCUGACUGGCAGCAAUCUGCUCUUGCAACGCAAUCCGCUCGAUUGGCACAGAUGACGCUCCACAAUGCCGACAUCAAGGCCAGCCUGCACAAGCGCGACGUCGAAGUCUCUUGCGCCCACAUGUUCUCCCACGCCAUCCCCUACGAGGUCAAGCCUGUGGUCAACCAGAAGAACUCCGGUCGAUGCUGGCUCUUUGCUACCUGCAACGUCAUCCGUCACCAAGCAGCCAAAGCGCUCGACCUGGACGAGUUCGAACUCUCGCAGAGCUACUUGAGCUUUUGGGACAAGCUGGAGAAAUCCAACUACUUCCUCGAGAACAUGAUCGAGUUGGCCGACGAGCCCCUCGACCAGCGUGUCGUCGGGUUCCUCAAGACCGCCCCCACCAACGACGGUGGUCAGUGGGACAUGGUCGCCAACCUCUUGGAGAAGUACGGCGUGGUGCCCAAAUCCGUCUUCCCUGAGAGCUACAACUCGAGCUACUCUUCGCAGAUCAACUGGCUCGUCACGCUCAAGCUGCGAGAAUACACGCUCGAACUGCGACAGAUCAAGCAGGACGUCGAACGCAAACUCGGCAACCUGGUCCAUCGAUCCAUGAGCGCCCAAGAGAUCAGCUAUGCCGUCCGACAGGCACAGCGCGCACGCAAGGACGAACAGAUGGAAGAGGUCUACCGUCUACUCGUCAUUUCCCUCGGCACGCCACCUCAACCUGACGACGAGUUCACCUACAACUACCGCAACAAGGACGGCAAGUUCGUCACCAUCCGCUCCACUCCCAAGCGUUUCUUGGCCGAGUACACUGGCACCUUUGACCACAAAUCACGCUGCUCCCUCAUCCACGAUCCUCGACACGAGCCAGACCAGCUGAUUACAGUGCAACGUCUCGGAAAUGUCUGGGAAGGAACCCCGAUCAGCUACGUCAACACCACCGUCGACGUCAUGCGCACCGCCGUCGUCAGCUCGAUCAAAGCCGGCCACCCCGUCUUCUUCGGCUGCGAUGUCGGACAAUUCUCCGACAAGACGUCCGGAAUCAUGGACCCAGCCCUCUUCGGAUACGAGGAGGCCUUCAACGUCACUCUUGGAUUGACAAAGGCACAGCGGAUCGAGCUGGGAGAGUCGUCCAUGACGCACGCCAUGGUCAUCACCGCGGUGCACAUCGACGAUCGCACGGGCAAGGUGGAGAGGUACAGGGUGGAGAACUCGUGGGGCGAGGCGGGCGUCGGUAACGGCAAAGGCUUCAUGGUCAUGAGCGACAAGUGGUUCGAAGAGUUCAACUACCAGGUGGUGGUGGACAAGAAGUUUAUGCCAAAGCAUCUGUGGUCCUUAUUCACCAGGGGUGUAGAUGACAAGACGGUCAGGUUGCCUCCUUAUGAUCCGCUUGGUGCGCUCGCGUAG
Messenger RNA from Pseudozyma hubeiensis SY62, 1695 nucleotides. RefSeq lists its product as hypothetical. The transcript is spliced from 2 exons. Gene Ontology annotation, molecular function: cysteine-type aminopeptidase activity. Gene Ontology annotation, cellular component: cytoplasm. The record is from RefSeq and is a predicted model, not a curated record. Gene Ontology annotation, biological process: response to toxic substance; proteolysis; L-homocysteine catabolic process. The coding region runs from base 1 to 1695 and encodes 564 amino acids. Lineage: Eukaryota; Fungi; Basidiomycota; Ustilaginomycetes; Ustilaginales; Ustilaginaceae.